AUGUUUGGGGCAUUUUAUAUCCCGUGCAAUAAAGCUAAACACCUAUUUUACUUUUUAUAUUGCCCGGUAUUCGACGCAUUAUUGGCGAAAGGAAGCAGCUUUAACGUAUUGGCGAUACAAAAGCUACCAAAAGAUUUAAAAGGGAACGCUAAAUCCCCGUUGUGGGCCGAAAAGAAGUUAAUCCAAUAUAUAUACGACCUUACCCCGCAGCGACCAUACGGCAACCCACCGGGAUCCCCUUAA
Molecule: messenger RNA, 243 nt
Organism: Gaeumannomyces tritici R3-111a-1
Lineage: Eukaryota; Fungi; Ascomycota; Sordariomycetes; Magnaporthales; Magnaporthaceae
Exons: 2
Coding region: 1-243 (80 amino acids)
Source: RefSeq, a predicted model, not a curated record